Messenger RNA from Salvia splendens (bonfire salvia), 1437 nucleotides. Its product is annotated as probable E3 ubiquitin-protein ligase RHB1A. The record is from RefSeq and is a predicted model, not a curated record. The coding region runs from base 295 to 837 and encodes 180 amino acids. Gene Ontology annotation, cellular component: cytosol. NCBI's taxonomy places the organism in Eukaryota, Viridiplantae, Streptophyta, Magnoliopsida, Lamiales, Lamiaceae. Gene Ontology annotation, molecular function: ubiquitin-protein transferase activity. The transcript is spliced from 5 exons.
UCUAAUAUUUCUCUCCAUUUUUUCAUUUUUGACUUUACCCCAAAUAUUUUCCCUUUUGCUCCUCACUUUGUAAGUACUUCCAUGAUCACCCGUUAUUCUAUUCCCAAUGAAAAUUUCGAAAUUGGAAGUUAUUUCUGCAACAUGUUGCUGCUGAUUCAUCGUCUCUUUCUUCAAACUUCAACCCGCAUGUUAUUUUGAGAGUUCUGUAUGAUUGUGGCAGUCCUCUGAUUCCACAGUGCACAAAGAGGCUUGGAAAAUUAUAAUUUUAAGUUGUUAGGUAAAGGACUUGGUGAAAUGGGAGGUUGUUGCUCAUCAUCCAGAAAGCUGGAGCUUCGUGGAGCGCCAGUAUAUUAUUAUUACCAACCAUCUCCAGAAGAGAAUGCAUUCCUCAGUUCGCGCAGUAGUGGAGCGUUGCUAGAUUUAAAUCUGAACAUGUCAGCUCCUGACACUUAUCGAUCUCCUCCUGCACCUAUACCAUACGAUGUGGUUCUGGGGCGUCCACUUGUUGGUUCGAGAGACACGGCUUUAAGUGGCCAGUUUUUAGGAAAACAUAUUUGCAAGGAUAUCCAAUUGGGCAUUGUUCCACUCUCUCCUAAGAAGACAGACCUUGAGCUUUUGAAAUCUAAUCCACUUACAGUAGCAGCAACGGAUGAAGAAGAUGCCUGCCCUACUUGUCUAGAAGAGUAUGAUUCAGAGAAUCCAAAAAUAAUGACCAAGUGUAACCAUCACUUUCACCUUUCAUGCAUACUUGAGUGGAUGGAAAGAAGCGACACCUGCCCUAUCUGUGAUCAGGAAAUGAUAUACGAAAGUCCUGUGGGCGUGGCAAGAUGUGAUUAGCUUGGCUAUUAUGUGUAUAGCUCUUCUUUGUAUAUAGAUAGGAAUCCAUGCAGUUCAUCAUUUUCAAUCCUUUAUGGAUCAACAUUCAUUUGUACAAGAUCAUUUCACUUUGUAAAUAUUUCAAAUGUCUCGACCCAGUUCAGCCCUGUUGAAGCAGAUUAGUUUCAGUGAUGGCAACGUUGAUAAAGAAGGGCAUCAUCAUUCGUUCAUCAGAAGGGCUGUCGCCACAAACCUAGGUGUGAGAUGCAUAUAGACAGGGGAUAUAGUUACCACAAUUCAAGAUUUCUCUGUAUGUUCUGUCAAGAUUUAAGGUACGAAACAAUUUAUAUAGCUUCUCCCGUGUUGAAUAUUUUCAGGCUUGGUUGUAAAUUUCUUUGAAUGUGCUGAUCUACGUAAUCAUGCACAUGUGAUAGAAUUGUUCUUGGCUUUGAAAUUUAGUGAUAGAUUUAUGUACAGAUUAAUGAACUACUAUUACAAAAAUUUAGUGAGACAGAUGUGCAGAUUUAUGUAAUCAUACACAUGUGAUAGAUUUCCUAGAAACAUUGAGUAAAUUUAGUGAGCAUGUUUUGGAAUGUCAUAGUGAAUUCUGUUCCUUUGCCA